AACACUUCCUGUUCAGGGCUUUUGCCUUCAACAAAGAUGGUGCUUGUGGUACAGGUUCCCUGACAGUCUGGAUUCCGGUUGCAGAUUUUUUUUUUUUUUUUUUUUUUUAAAGAUACGUGUUUGCGGACGGGGAAAUGGAGGCUAGAGACAAGCAAGUUCUUCGCUCCCUUCGCCUGGAGCUGGGUGCAGAGGUACUGGUGGAGGGACUGGUUCUCCAGUAUCUUUACCAGGAAGGGGUCUUGACGGAAAACCAUGUUCAAGAAAUUAAAGCUCAAGCUACAGGCCUCCGGAAAACAAUGCUGCUGCUGGAUAUCCUACCUUCCAGGGGUCCUAAAGCAUUCGAUGCAUUCCUAGAUUCCCUUCAGGAAUUUCCCUGGGUAAGGGAGAAACUGGAGAAGGCAAGAGAAGAAGCCAUAGUUGAGCUGCCUGCAGGUUCACAGGAGGGGUGGAAAAUAAAGGAAACAGCUGAUUUAGACAAAUUAUUGAAUAAGUUUUGUCAUGAAGAGAAGGAAGAAGAUAUCCUGAAUGGCAGCCAGUCCCUGGGACAAAGGGAUUUCUCUGCAGAACCAUCACAUUCAGGGACCCAGAUUAACACAUGGGCCCUGGGAAGUAGCCGGUCAGAUGACUGGAUGACAGGAAUCCCCCCACACAUCCUCAACAGCUCCCCGUCGGACCGGCAGAUCAACCAGCUGGCCCAGAGGCUGGGCCCUGAGUGGGAACCUGUGGUGCUGUCUCUGGGGCUGUCCCAGACUGACAUCUAUCGCUGUAAGGCCAACCACCCCCACAACGUGCAGUCACAGAUGGUGGAGGCCUUCGUCCGCUGGAGGCAGCGCUACGGGAAGCAGGCUACCUUCCAGAGCUUGCACAGGGGACUCCAGGCUGUGGAGGUGGACCCCUCGGUGCUCCAGCACAUGUUGGAAUGAUGGCACCUCCAUCAACUCCUGGGGAGUUCUUCCCCCAGUCACAUGUGCCGAAUCCUGACUCUCACCAAGGGCAGGUAGAUUUGGGGAGUUUUUGCGGGGAAGGGCUUUUCUUUCUAGUGGUCCUUAGAUCGAAGGAGAUAAUGGGAUUUCCACUUGACAUUAUUUGAAAGGCAGGGUUACUUAGCAGAUCUCCCACACUGAAUUGGCAAUCCAUUGCUUCUGAUUGCUCAAAGAUUGCAUUAUUUGAAUUCUGUAGGUUUUAAUUGUGUGGUUGCCUUUUAAUAGACUGGUAAAUCAUAGUGGCUCAAAAAAAAAAUACAGGUGUCCUAUAAAUAAAA
Camelus dromedarius (Arabian camel) is the source of this 1261-nucleotide messenger RNA. RefSeq names its product CASP2 and RIPK1 domain containing adaptor with death domain (gene CRADD). Gene Ontology annotation, biological process: cellular response to mechanical stimulus; positive regulation of apoptotic signaling pathway. The transcript has 5 exons. Bases 135 to 923 code for a protein of 262 amino acids. Lineage: Eukaryota; Metazoa; Chordata; Mammalia; Artiodactyla; Camelidae. Gene Ontology annotation, molecular function: protease binding; death domain binding. Gene Ontology annotation, cellular component: cytoplasm. The record is from RefSeq and is a predicted model, not a curated record.